This is a messenger RNA of Macadamia integrifolia, 1989 nucleotides long. Its product is annotated as D-lactate dehydrogenase [cytochrome], mitochondrial-like. Bases 1450 to 1854 code for a protein of 134 amino acids. Gene Ontology annotation, biological process: lactate catabolic process. Gene Ontology annotation, molecular function: D-lactate dehydrogenase (NAD+) activity; flavin adenine dinucleotide binding; D-lactate dehydrogenase (cytochrome) activity. The record is from RefSeq and is a predicted model, not a curated record. NCBI's taxonomy places the organism in Eukaryota, Viridiplantae, Streptophyta, Magnoliopsida, Proteales, Proteaceae. The transcript has 6 exons. Gene Ontology annotation, cellular component: mitochondrion.
AGAAUGGAAGAUAAAAAGAAACAUGGGGGGAAGUAGUAGCAGCUUCCACUACCGUGGGAAAAGUUGCAGCAGGAUUGCCAGUCUGUCACCGUCAUCACUGUAAAGAAAGAAAGAAGGCGAGGAAUGUAGAGGAAGAAGGAGGGAAUACAUGCUUGUUUUGGUCAUCCAAUUCAUCUUUGCCAAUCGUCUCCAUCAUCUCGCGUUGGGGAGUAGGGGAAGAAGACUGAGUAGUUGGAACCUUCCAAGAAAAACUUGGUUAUCUGUAUUUAAUUAUAAAAAAAAAGUAGUUUAUUUAUUUGUUACAUAAGUCCUUGUAUUUUUAUCAGUGUAGAAAUAAUUUUUUUUUCUUACACAUACAUCCUUUUUUAAAAUUAAAAUUGAAGAACAAAAAAUAGUAUUUUAAGCCAAAAGCUCACCACUUUACAUGGCACGAUCUAGCCCGCCUGGCCACUACCUUUGGUCGCAUUGUCUUCCUGACAACAAUGCUUUUGAGCAUCUUGAAAUAAAAAUGGUUGUACAUUUCCUCCACCCAAAUGUGAUAAUUUGUUCCUCUUGAGGAUGUUUUUUUCUGGGGUGUAUCUGGUUUUAUCUUUUUCUGCUUUAGGGGAGAUUUCUAAUAUGAUUCUUCUACAUUUCUUUCUCCUGUCACAUAUAAUUUAUAUGUAGAUCACAGUGGGGAGAGGAUGAUAGGGAAAUUUUCUAGAAAGCCUUUCUUUCCCUGCUAGCAUUUCAUCUUUAUGUUGCAGUCCUUGAAUAGUUGAAUAUCGGAGAAAAAUCUCUUAUCAUAUAUUACUUGCAGGAAUAUGGAUUUUUCUUUUUGCAAAGAGUCAAAAGUGAAUGAUAUUUACUUUUUAAGCAUUAAAUGCUGGGAUUUCCGAGGUUUAUGUGGCCAUCCAAAAUAAAUAAAUAAAAAUUAAAAGUGAACCCCCAUUAAAUGAUUGUAUCAUUUGUUCUGUUUCAUUAAUACUAGAAAAAAAAAAUUAUGUGAAUGUUCCUGAACUUAAUGCAGUGUAAUAAAUCUUAUCACCAAUCCCUAUGGUUGGCGGUGGGUGGCCCACAAACUACUCUGAAUCUUUGAGAGUUAAGGAUGGAUUCUUCAAAUAAUGGAUCCAUCCCCAAGUGUGUAUGGCAUACACUCUUUGACUUUAAAAUUAAGUCACAACUUUAGUCUAUCAAACCAAAGUGCGGAUCAUGCCUUUUAUUUAUGAGCAGAUCAAGUUCUCUACCGGAUGGUUGAUCAUAUUUUUUAUAUUCACUAAUCUUCAGUUUUCACUGACAUUUUUGCUGAUUCCUUUAUGAUAUGCAGAAGCAUAUUCACGUGAGCAGACAUUAAUUGUUCAGAAGAUUGCGUCUGAGCACAAUGGUACUAAUUUUGUCUUUGCAGAGGAUCCUGAAGCUAAAAAGGAACUUUGGAAGGUAAGGAAGGAAGCACUGUGGGCUUGUUUCGCAAUGGAGCCUAGUUUUGAAGCAAUGAUUUCGGAUGUAUGCGUUCCUUUGUCACGGCUUGCAGAAUUGAUUUCAAGAUCUAAGCAGGAGCUUGAUGCAUCGCCAUUGGUGUGUACUGUUGUUGCUCAUGCUGGUGAUGGGAACUUCCAUACAUUGAUCCUUUUUGACCCCAAUAAUGAAGAACACAGGCAAGAAGCAGAGAGACUAAACCAUUUCAUGGUCCAUACAGCCUUAUCAAUGGAAGGGACAUGUACAGGGGAACAUGGUGUCGGCACUGGGAAAAUGAAGUACCUUGAGAAGGAACUUGGAAUAGAGGCCUUGAGGACAAUGAAAAGAAUAAAGGCAGUCUUGGAUCCAAACAAUAUCAUGAAUCCAGGAAAAUUGAUUCCUCCUCACGUUUGUUUCUAAGCUAUAUACAUCUUUAGAUUGCAGAAACUGUAUGCCCUCCUAUUUUAGGAGAGAAGUCUGAAAAAAUUGUAAUCCAUACUUCAUAUUGUGGAUAAUAAUGAAAAGCAUGUGAGCUUAGCUUUUUUACUUCGAUUA